This is a messenger RNA of Colossoma macropomum (tambaqui), 12254 nucleotides long. RefSeq lists its product as uncharacterized. The coding region runs from base 57 to 12254 and encodes 4065 amino acids. The record is from RefSeq and is a predicted model, not a curated record. The transcript is spliced from 87 exons. NCBI's taxonomy places the organism in Eukaryota, Metazoa, Chordata, Actinopteri, Characiformes, Serrasalmidae.
CUCAUGUUUCCUUUAGGAUUAGUGAACAAUGAGCUGGUGAGGGUACUGAAACCAAAAUGAGAGGAAACAUCAGCAGCAACAGAGCACUCAUCCUUUCUGCUCUCUGGAUAGGAUGCUGGUCAGUUCUGGUCAGAGCACAGUGCAAUUCAACCACUGGCAAUGCCACCUCAGGGCCAGACACAUGCAGUACGGCGAACAGCGAUAAUACCACUAUUAAUGGCUCCAUCACCAUCACUGCCACCGCCACAGUACCAAUGAACUCUUGUCAAGGUGUAAACAGUUCCGGUCAACUUGACUCAGUCAUGGCUCAGCUCUGGUCUGGAAAUGUGUCUGCAGUUCUCUGCAACUUCAGCAUCCCUGAAUUUGCCUGUGCAUCAUUUGCUAAUCUGUCCUCUGAUGAUCUGGUUAUACUGCUGACAUGCAAACUGCGAAGUGGUGAGAUCUACUCCAAAGAAAUUUGGGAGCUUUUUGUCCAAAGGUUUUCAGCAUCACUUGAUGGAGCUCUGGAUAAGUAUUAUAAUGAGACCCCACACUUCAGGCUGCCUAGCCCAUCUAUUCUCGAUGGGAUCAGUGUGAUCAAAGUCAACAACUUUAGUGAUGUAGAACUGAAGGAUGUCGCUUUCAUCACCACGUGGUUCCAGAUAAGGCUGAGGCCAUUUUUAGCAUCAGCAUCCACAGACUUCCUUUCUAGUCUCAGUUCCAAGAACUUCAGCUGUCAAACCUACCAAGUUGUGGUACAGGCCUUUAGUAUACAAGAAACAUUACUGGAAAAGGAACAAAAACAUUCCAUCAUUGACAGUUUCAUCGAACCUUUCCUCUCAAAAUCCAACUUGGCAGAUCCUAGAUGUAUUUCCAACGUUUCUGGCAGCAGGGAAUGGCUAACAAAGAACUUUGGCAACUUCUCUACUUAUGCUACUUUGAAACAGCUUCAAGAUCUAAAUGAAAAUUUCUCUAGGUUUGAAUCUUUGGACCUGCUGACCCCUAGCCAAGCAGCUGAACUCACUCUGAGCUCUGGCGCCCUCAACAGCACAAGUCAGAUUGACCUAGUGUUCAAUCAACUACAGAAAGGCGAUGCUUUCACCAACGUGCAUGACUUUCUCACAGUCCUCUCUGAUCAGAAGGCUCCUGUUAUCAACCCUGCAGUCAGAGAUGUGAUGAUGAAUCGAACCUUCAAGAUCAUCAGCAUGAAGUUUUCACAGUUUCAGACAUACGACUGGUAUGACUGGUUUAAGGUCAAGCUCAUCUCUCUCCUGCCCAGUUUCACUGCAGAGAUGCUCACUAAUGCAACAUUAGGCAUCAACUGUACCAACUACCACGUCAUUGUUGAUGCAUUAAGCACUGUUGCUGUGAACAUGCCAGUAAAUAGAAAUCAGGAACUUGGGGCUGUUCUGGUGGCAUACCUAAAGCAAUCCAUACAGCAAAUCAAUCAAACAGGCUGCAGAGUGAACAACCAGACCGAUGCAGACUGGCUCACUGUUAAUCUUGGCCACUUCUCCAGCUACUUGUCAUUCUCUCAGCUGGCACAAUUCAACAUUUCUUGGUUUGGAUCUUUGGACCUGCUGACCCCUAGCCAAGCAGCUGAACUCACUCUGAGCUCUGGCGCCCUCAACAGCACAAGUCAGAUUGACCUAGUGUUCAAUCAACUACAGAAAGGCGAUGCUUUCAUGAACGUGCAUGACUUUCUCACAGUCCUCUCUGAUCAGAAGGCUCCUGUUAUCAACCCUGCAGUCAGAGAUGUGAUGAUGAAUCGAACCUUCAAGAUCAUCAGCAUGAGGUUUUCACAGUUUCAGACAUACGACUGGUAUGACUGGUUUAAGGUCAAGCUCAUCUCUCUCCUGCCCAGUUUCACUGCAGAGAUGCUCACUAAUGCAACAUUAGGCAUCAACUGUACCAACUACCACGUCAUUGUUGAUGCAUUAAGCACGGUUGCUGUGAACAUGCCAGUAAAUAGAAAUCAGGAACUUGGGGCUGUUCUGGUGGCAUACCUAAAGCAAUCCAUACAGCAAAUCAAUCAAACAGGCUGCAGAGUGAACAACCAGACCGAUGUAGACUGGCUCACUGUUAAUCUUGGCCACUUCUCCAGCUACUUGUCAUUCUCUCAGCUGGCACAAUUCAACAUUUCUUGGUUUGGAUCUUUGGACCUGCUGACCCCUAGCCAAGCAGCUGAACUCACUCUGAGCUCUGGCGCCCUCAACAGCACAAGUCAGAUUGACCUAGUGUUCAAUCAACUACAGAAAGGCGAUGCUUUCACCAACGUGCAUGACUUUCUCACAGUCCUCUCUGAUCAGAAGGCUCCUGUUAUCAACCCUGCAGUCAGAGAUGUGAUGAUGAAUCGAACCUUCAAGAUCAUCAGCAUGAGGUUUUCACAGUUUCAGACAUACGACUGGUAUGACUGGUUUAAGGUCAAGCUCAUCUCUCUCCUGCCCAGUUUCACUGCAGAGAUGCUCACUAAUGCAACAUUAGGCAUCAGCUGUACCAACUACCACGUCAUUGUUGAUGCAUUAAGCACGGUUGCUGUGAACAUGCCAGUAAAUAGAAAUCAGGAACUUGGGGCUGUUCUGGUGGCAUACCUAAAGCAAUCCAUACAGCAAAUCAAUCAAACAGGCUGCAGAGUGAACAACCAGACAGAUGCAGACUGGCUCACUGUUAAUCUUGGCCACUUCUCCAGCUACUUGUCAUUCUCUCAGCUGGCACAAUUCAACAUUUCUUGGUUUGGAUCUUUGGACCUGCUGACCCCUAGCCAAGCAGCUGAACUCACUCUGAGCUCUGGCGCCCUCAACAGCACAAGUCAGAUUGACCUAGUGUUCAAUCAACUACAGAAAGGCGAUGCUUUCAUGAACGUGCAUGACUUUCUCACAGUCCUCUCUGAUCAGAAGGCUCCUGUUAUCAACCCUGCAGUCAGAGAUGUGAUGAUGAAUCGAACCUUCAAGAUCAUCAGCAUGAGGUUUUCACAGUUUCAGACAUACGACUGGUAUGACUGGUUUAAGGUCAAGCUCAUCUCUCUCCUGCCCAGUUUCACUGCAGAGAUGCUCACUAAUGCAACAUUAGGCAUCAGCUGCACCAACUACCAAGUGAUUGUUGAUGCAUUAAGCACUGUUGCUGUGAACAUGCCAGUAAAUAGAAAUCAGGAACUUGGGGCUGUUCUGGUGGCAUACCUAAAGCAAUCCAUACAGCAAAUCAAUCAAACAGGCUGCAGAGUGAACAACCAGACAGAUGCAGACUGGUUCACUGUUAAUCUUGGCCACUUCUCCAGCUACUUGUCAUUCUCUCAGCUGGCACAAUUCAACAUUUCUUGGUUUGGAUCUUUGGACCUGCUGACCCCUAGCCAAGCAGCUGAACUCACUCUGAGCUCUGGCGCCCUCAACAGCACAAGUCAGAUUGACCUAGUGUUCAAUCAACUACAGAAAGGCGAUGCUUUCACCAACGUGCAUGACUUUCUCACAGUCCUCUCUGAUCAGAAGGCUCCUGUUAUCAACCCUGCAGUCAGAGAUGUGAUGAUGAAUCGAACCUUCAAGAUCAUCAGCAUGAAGUUUUCACAGUUUCAGACAUACGACUGGUAUGACUGGUUUAAGGUCAAGCUCAUCUCUCUCCUGCCCAGUUUCACUGCAGAGAUGCUCACUAAUGCAACAUUAGGCAUCAACUGUACCAACUACCACGUCAUUGUUGAUGCAUUAAGCACUGUUGCUGUGAACAUGCCAGUAAAUAGAAAUCAGGAACUUGGGGCUGUUCUGGUGGCAUACCUAAAGCAAUCCAUACAGCAAAUCAAUCAAACAGGCUGCAGAGUGAACAACCAGACCGAUGUAGACUGGCUCACUGUUAAUCUUGGCCACUUCUCCAGCUACUUGUCAUUCUCUCAGCUGGCACAAUUCAACAUUUCUUGGUUUGGAUCUUUGGACCUGCUGACCCCUAGCCAAGCAGCUGAACUCACUCUGAGCUCUGGCGCCCUCAACAGCACAAGUCAGAUUGACCUAGUGUUCAAUCAACUACAGAAAGGCGAUGCUUUCACCAACGUGCAUGACUUUCUCACAGUCCUCUCUGAUCAGAAGGCUCCUGUUAUCAACCCUGCAGUCAGAGAUGUGAUGAUGAAUCGAACCUUCAAGAUCAUCAGCAUGAAGUUUUCACAGUUUCAGACAUACGACUGGUAUGACUGGUUUAAGGUCAAGCUCAUCUCUCUCCUGCCCAGUUUCACUGCAGAGAUGCUCACUAAUGCAACAUUAGGCAUCAGCUGCACCAACUACCAAGUGAUUGUUGAUGCAUUAAGCACUGUUGCUGUGAACAUGCCAGUAAAUAGAAAUCAGGAACUUGGGGUUGUUCUGGUGGCAUACCUAAAGCAAUCCAUACAGCAAAUCAAUCAAACAGGCUGCAGAGUGAACAACCAGACAGAUGCAGACUGGUUCACUGUUAAUCUUGGCCACUUCUCCAGCUACUUGUCAUUCUCUCAGCUGGCACAAUUCAACAUUUCUUGGUUUGGAUCUUUGGACCUGCUGACCCCUAGCCAAGCAGCUGAACUCACUCUGAGCUCUGGCGCCCUCAACAGCACAAGUCAGAUUGACCUAGUGUUCAAUCAACUACAGAAAGGCGAUGCUUUCACCAACGUGCAUGACUUUCUCACAGUCCUCUCUGAUCAGAAGGCUCCUGUUAUCAACCCUGCAGUCAGAGAUGUGAUGAUGAAUCGAACCUUCAAGAUCAUCAGCAUGAAGUUUUCACAGUUUCAGACAUACGACUGGUAUGACUGGUUUAAGGUCAAGCUCAUCUCUCUCCUGCCCAGUUUCACUGCAGAGAUGCUCACUAAUGCAACAUUAGGCAUCAGCUGCACCAACUACCAAGUGAUUGUUGAUGCAUUAAGCACUGUUGCUGUGAACAUGCCAGUAAAUAGAAAUCAGGAACUUGGGGUUGUUCUGGUGGCAUACCUAAAGCAAUCCAUACAGCAAAUCAAUCAAACAGGCUGCAGAGUGAACAACCAGACAGAUGCAGACUGGUUCACUGUUAAUCUUGGCCACUUCUCCAGCUACUUGUCAUUCUCUCAGCUGGCACAAUUCAACAUUUCUUGGUUUGGAUCUUUGGACCUGCUGACCCCUAGCCAAGCAGCUGAACUCACUCUGAGCUCUGGCGCCCUCAACAGCACAAGUCAGAUUGACCUAGUGUUCAAUCAACUACAGAAAGGCGAUGCUUUCACCAACGUGCAUGACUUUCUCACAGUCCUCUCUGAUCAGAAGGCUCCUGUUAUCAACCCUGCAGUCAGAGAUGUGAUGAUGAAUCGAACCUUCAAGAUCAUCAGCAUGAAGUUUUCACAGUUUCAGACAUACGACUGGUAUGACUGGUUUAAGGUCAAGCUCAUCUCUCUCCUGCCCAGUUUCACUGCAGAGAUGCUCACUAAUGCAACAUUAGGCAUCAGCUGCACCAACUACCAAGUGAUUGUUGAUGCAUUAAGCACUGUUGCUGUGAACAUGCCAGUAAAUAGAAAUCAGGAACUUGGGGCUGUUCUGGUGGCAUACCUGAAGCAAUCCAUACAGCAAAUCAAUCAAACAGGCUGCAGAGUGAACAACCAGACAGAUGCAGACUGGCUCACUGUUAAUCUUGGCCACUUCUCCAGCUACUUGUCAUUCUCUCAGCUGGCACAAUUCAACAUUUCUUGGUUUGGAUCUUUGGACCUGCUGACCCCUAGCCAAGCAGCUGAACUCACUCUGAGCUCUGGCGCCCUCAACAGCACAAGUCAGAUUGACCUAGUGUUCAAUCAACUACAGAAAGGCGAUGCUUUCAUGAACGUGCAUGACUUUCUCACAGUCCUCUCUGAUCAGAAGGCUCCUGUUAUCAACCCUGCAGUCAGAGAUGUGAUGAUGAAUCGAACCUUCAAGAUCAUCAGCAUGAAGUUUUCACAGUUUCAGACAUACGACUGGUAUGACUGGUUUAAGGUCAAGCUCAUCUCUCUCCUGCCCAGUUUCACUGCAGAGAUGCUCACUAAUGCAACAUUAGGCAUCAGCUGUACCAACUACCACGUCAUUGUUGAUGCAUUAAGCACUGUUGCUGUGAACAUGCCAGUAAAUAGAAAUCAGGAACUUGGGGCUGUUCUGGUGGCAUACCUGAAGCAAUCCAUACAGCAAAUCAAUCAAACAGGCUGCAGAGUGAACAACCAGACCGAUGUAGACUGGCUCACUGUUAAUCUUGGCCACUUCUCCAGCUACUUGUCAUUCUCUCAGCUGGCACAAUUCAACAUUUCUUGGUUUGGAUCUUUGGACCUGCUGACCCCUAGCCAAGCAGCUGAACUCACUCUGAGCUCUGGCGCCCUCAACAGCACAAGUCAGAUUGACCUAGUGUUCAAUCAACUACAGAAAGGCGAUGCUUUCACCAACGUGCAUGACUUUCUCACAGUCCUCUCUGAUCAGAAGGCUCCUGUUAUCAACCCUGCAGUCAGAGAUGUGAUGAUGAAUCGAACCUUCAAGAUCAUCAGCAUGAAGUUUUCACAGUUUCAGACAUACGACUGGUAUGACUGGUUUAAGGUCAAGCUCAUCUCUCUCCUGCCCAGUUUCACUGCAGAGAUGCUCACUAAUGCAACAUUAGGCAUCAGCUGUACCAACUACCACGUCAUUGUUGAUGCAUUAAGCACUGUUGCUGUGAACAUGCCAGUAAAUAGAAAUCAGGAACUUGGGGCUGUUCUGGUGGCAUACCUGAAGCAAUCCAUACAGCAAAUCAAUCAAACAGGCUGCAGAGUGAACAACCAGACAGAUGCAGACUGGCUCACUGUUAAUCUUGGCCACUUCUCCAGCUACUUGUCAUUCUCUCAGCUGGCACAAUUCAACAUUUCUUGGUUUGGAUCUUUGGACCUGCUGACCCCUAGCCAAGCAGCUGAACUCACUCUGAGCUCUGGCGCCCUCAACAGCACAAGUCAGAUUGACCUAGUGUUCAAUCAACUACAGAAAGGCGAUGCUUUCACCAACGUGCAUGACUUUCUCACAGUCCUCUCUGAUCAGAAGGCUCCUGUUAUCAACCCUGCAGUCAGAGAUGUGAUGAUGAAUCGAACCUUCAAGAUCAUCAGCAUGAAGUUUUCACAGUUUCAGACAUACGACUGGUAUGACUGGUUUAAGGUCAAGCUCAUCUCUCUCCUGCCCAGUUUCACUGCAGAGAUGCUCACUAAUGCAACAUUAGGCAUCAGCUGUACCAACUACCAUGUCAUUGUUGAUGCAUUAAGCACUGUUGCUGUGAACAUGCCAGUAAAUAGAAAUCAGGAACUUGGGGCUGUUCUGGUGGCAUACCUGAAGCAAUCCAUACAGCAAAUCAAUCAAACAGGCUGCAGAGUGAACAACCAGACCGAUGUAGACUGGCUCACUGUUAAUCUUGGCCACUUCUCCAGCUACUUGUCAUUCUCUCAGCUGGCACAAUUCAACAUUUCUUGGUUUGGAUCUUUGGACCUGCUGACCCCUAGCCAAGCAGCUGAACUCACUCUGAGCUCUGGCGCCCUCAACAGCACAAGUCAGAUUGACCUAGUGUUCAAUCAACUACAGAAAGGCGAUGCUUUCACCAACGUGCAUGACUUUCUCACAGUCCUCUCUGAUCAGAAGGCUCCUGUUAUCAACCCUGCAGUCAGAGAUGUGAUGAUGAAUCGAACCUUCAAGAUCAUCAGCAUGAAGUUUUCACAGUUUCAGACAUACGACUGGUAUGACUGGUUUAAGGUCAAGCUCAUCUCUCUCCUGCCCAGUUUCACUGCAGAGAUGCUCACUAAUGCAACAUUAGGCAUCAGCUGUACCAACUACCAUGUCAUUGUUGAUGCAUUAAGCACUGUUGCUGUGAACAUGCCAGUAAAUAGAAAUCAGGAACUUGGGGCUGUUCUGGUGGCAUACCUGAAGCAAUCCAUACAGCAAAUCAAUCAAACAGGCUGCAGAGUGAACAACCAGACCGAUGUAGACUGGCUCACUGUUAAUCUUGGCCACUUCUCCAGCUACUUGUCAUUCUCUCAGCUGGCACAAUUCAACAUUUCUUGGUUUGGAUCUUUGGACCUGCUGACCCCUAGCCAAGCAGCUGAACUCACUCUGAGCUCUGGCGCCCUCAACAGCACAAGUCAGAUUGACCUAGUGUUCAAUCAACUACAGAAAGGCGAUGCUUUCACCAACGUGCAUGACUUUCUCACAGUCCUCUCUGAUCAGAAGGCUCCUGUUAUCAACCCUGCAGUCAGAGAUGUGAUGAUGAAUCGAACCUUCAAGAUCAUCAGCAUGAAGUUUUCACAGUUUCAGACAUACGACUGGUAUGACUGGUUUAAGGUCAAGCUCAUCUCUCUCCUGCCCAGUUUCACUGCAGAGAUGCUCACUAAUGCAACAUUAGGCAUCAGCUGUACCAACUACCAUGUCAUUGUUGAUGCAUUAAGCACUGUUGCUGUGAACAUGCCAGUAAAUAGAAAUCAGGAACUUGGGGCUGUUCUGGUGGCAUACCUGAAGCAAUCCAUACAGCAAAUCAAUCAAACAGGCUGCAGAGUGAACAACCAGACAGAUGCAGACUGGCUCACUGUUAAUCUUGGCCACUUCUCCAGCUACUUGUCAUUCUCUCAGCUGGCACAAUUCAACAUUUCUUGGUUUGGAUCUUUGGACCUGCUGACCCCUAGCCAAGCAGCUGAACUCACUCUGAGCUCUGGCGCCCUCAACAGCACAAGUCAGAUUGACCUAGUGUUCAAUCAACUACAGAAAGGCGAUGCUUUCACCAACGUGCAUGACUUUCUCACAGUCCUCUCUGAUCAGAAGGCUCCUGUUAUCAACCCUGCAGUCAGAGAUGUGAUGAUGAAUCGAACCUUCAAGAUCAUCAGCAUGAAGUUUUCACAGUUUCAGACAUACGACUGGUAUGACUGGUUUAAGGUCAAGCUCAUCUCUCUCCUGCCCAGUUUCACUGCAGAGAUGCUCACUAAUGCAACAUUAGGCAUCAGCUGUACCAACUACCACGUCAUUGUUGAUGCAUUAAGCACUGUUGCUGUGAACAUGCCAGUAAAUAGAAAUCAGGAACUUGGGGCUGUUCUGGUGGCAUACCUGAAGCAAUCCAUACAGCAAAUCAAUCAAACAGGCUGCAGAGUGAACAACCAGACAGAUGCAGACUGGCUCACUGUUAAUCUUGGCCACUUCUCCAGCUACUUGUCAUUCUCUCAGCUGGCACAAUUCAACAUUUCUUGGUUUGGAUCUUUGGACCUGCUGACCCCUAGCCAAGCAGCUGAACUCACUCUGAGCUCUGGCGCCCUCAACAGCACAAGUCAGAUUGACCUAGUGUUCAAUCAACUACAGAAAGGCGAUGCUUUCAUGAACGUGCAUGACUUUCUCACAGUCCUCUCUGAUCAGAAGGCUCCUGUUAUCAACCCUGCAGUCAGAGAUGUGAUGAUGAAUCGAACCUUCAAGAUCAUCAGCAUGAAGUUUUCACAGUUUCAGACAUACGACUGGUAUGACUGGUUUAAGGUCAAGCUCAUCUCUCUCCUGCCCAGUUUCACUGCAGAGAUGCUCACUAAUGCAACAUUAGGCAUCAGCUGUACCAACUACCACGUCAUUGUUGAUGCAUUAAGCACUGUUGCUGUGAACAUGCCAGUAAAUAGAAAUCAGGAACUUGGGGCUGUUCUGGUGGCAUACCUGAAGCAAUCCAUACAGCAAAUCAAUCAAACAGGCUGCAGAGUGAACAACCAGACAGAUGCAGACUGGCUCACUGUUAAUCUUGGCCACUUCUCCAGCUACUUGUCAUUCUCUCAGCUGGCACAAUUCAACAUUUCUUGGUUUGGAUCUUUGGACCUGCUGACCCCUAGCCAAGCAGCUGAACUCACUCUGAGCUCUGGCGCCCUCAACAGCACAAGUCAGAUUGACCUAGUGUUCAAUCAACUACAGAAAGGCGAUGCUUUCAUGAACGUGCAUGACUUUCUCACAGUCCUCUCUGAUCAGAAGGCUCCUGUUAUCAACCCUGCAGUCAGAGAUGUGAUGAUGAAUCGAACCUUCAAGAUCAUCAGCAUGAAGUUUUCACAGUUUCAGACAUACGACUGGUAUGACUGGUUUAAGGUCAAGCUCAUCUCUCUCCUGCCCAGUUUCACUGCAGAGAUGCUCACUAAUGCAACAUUAGGCAUCAGCUGUACCAACUACCACGUCAUUGUUGAUGCAUUAAGCACUGUUGCUGUGAACAUGCCAGUAAAUAGAAAUCAGGAACUUGGGGCUGUUCUGGUGGCAUACCUGAAGCAAUCCAUACAGCAAAUCAAUCAAACAGGCUGCAGAGUGAACAACCAGACAGAUGCAGACUGGCUCACUGUUAAUCUUGGCCACUUCUCCAGCUACUUGUCAUUCUCUCAGCUGGCACAAUUCAACAUUUCUUGGUUUGGAUCUUUGGACCUGCUGACCCCUAGCCAAGCAGCUGAACUCACUCUGAGCUCUGGCGCCCUCAACAGCACAAGUCAGAUUGACCUAGUGUUCAAUCAACUACAGAAAGGCGAUGCUUUCACCAACGUGCAUGACUUUCUCACAGUCCUCUCUGAUCAGAAGGCUCCUGUUAUCAACCCUGCAGUCAGAGAUGUGAUGAUGAAUCGAACCUUCAAGAUCAUCAGCAUGAAGUUUUCACAGUUUCAGACAUACGACUGGUAUGACUGGUUUAAGGUCAAGCUCAUCUCUCUCCUGCCCAGUUUCACUGCAGAGAUGCUCACUAAUGCAACAUUAGGCAUCAGCUGUACCAACUACCACGUCAUUGUUGAUGCAUUAAGCACUGUUGCUGUGAACAUGCCAGUAAAUAGAAAUCAGGAACUUGGGGCUGUUCUGGUGGCAUACCUGAAGCAAUCCAUACAGCAAAUCAAUCAAACAGGCUGCAGAGUGAACAACCAGACAGAUGCAGACUGGCUCACUGUUAAUCUUGGCCACUUCUCCAGCUACUUGUCAUUCUCUCAGCUGGCACAAUUCAACAUUUCUUGGUUUGGAUCUUUGGACCUGCUGACCCCUAGCCAAGCAGCUGAACUCACUCUGAGCUCUGGCGCCCUCAACAGCACAAGUCAGAUUGACCUAGUGUUCAAUCAACUACAGAAAGGCGAUGCUUUCACCAACGUGCAUGACUUUCUCACAGUCCUCUCUGAUCAGAAGGCUCCUGUUAUCAACCCUGCAGUCAGAGAUGUGAUGAUGAAUCGAACCUUCAAGAUCAUCAGCAUGAAGUUUUCACAGUUUCAGACAUACGACUGGUAUGACUGGUUUAAGGUCAAGCUCAUCUCUCUCCUGCCCAGUUUCACUGCAGAGAUGCUCACUAAUGCAACAUUAGGCAUCAGCUGUACCAACUACCACGUCAUUGUUGAUGCAUUAAGCACUGUUGCUGUGAACAUGCCAGUAAAUAGAAAUCAGGAACUUGGGGCUGUUCUGGUGGCAUACCUGAAGCAAUCCAUACAGCAAAUCAAUCAAACAGGCUGCAGAGUGAACAACCAGACAGAUGCAGACUGGCUCACUGUUAAUCUUGGCCACUUCUCCAGCUACUUGUCAUUCUCUCAGCUGGCACAAUUCAACAUUUCUUGGUUUGGAUCUUUGGACCUGCUGACCCCUAGCCAAGCAGCUGAACUCACUCUGAGCUCUGGCGCCCUCAACAGCACAAGUCAGAUUGACCUAGUGUUCAAUCAACUACAGAAAGGCGAUGCUUUCACCAACGUGCAUGACUUUCUCACAGUCCUCUCUGAUCAGAAGGCUCCUGUUAUCAACCCUGCAGUCAGAGAUGUGAUGAUGAAUCGAACCUUCAAGAUCAUCAGCAUGAAGUUUUCACAGUUUCAGACAUACGACUGGUAUGACUGGUUUAAGGUCAAGCUCAUCUCUCUCCUGCCCAGUUUCACUGCAGAGAUGCUCACUAAUGCAACAUUAGGCAUCAGCUGUACCAACUACCACGUCAUUGUUGAUGCAUUAAGCACUGUUGCUGUGAACAUGCCAGUAAAUAGAAAUCAGGAACUUGGGGCUGUUCUGGUGGCAUACCUGAAGCAAUCCAUACAGCAAAUCAAUCAAACAGGCUGCAGAGUGAACAACCAGACAGAUGCAGACUGGCUCACUGUUAAUCUUGGCCACUUCUCCAGCUACUUGUCAUUCUCUCAGCUGGCACAAUUCAACAUUUCUUGGUUUGGAUCUUUGGACCUGCUGACCCCUAGCCAAGCAGCUGAACUCACUCUGAGCUCUGGCGCCCUCAACAGCACAAGUCAGAUUGACCUAGUGUUCAAUCAACUACAGAAAGGCGAUGCUUUCACCAACGUGCAUGAGUUUCUCUCAGUCUUCUCUGUUCAGAAGGUAACUGAUACACACUGA